Molecule: messenger RNA, 1737 nt
Organism: Parnassius mnemosyne (clouded apollo)
Lineage: Eukaryota; Metazoa; Arthropoda; Insecta; Lepidoptera; Papilionidae
Source: the annotation of a GenBank genome assembly
AUGAGAAACUUAUUUAUUUUACCAUUGUUAUUUUUUCUCGUGCAAACAACAAAACAGUCUAAAGACUUAGAUUGGUGGGAAACUACUAUAUUUUAUCAAAUUUAUCCAAGAUCCUUUAUGGAUAGCGAUGGCGAUGGAAUCGGAGACCUGAACGGUAUAACAUCUAAAUUAGAAUAUCUGAAAGAACUCGGUGUAGGCGCGACAUGGUUAUCACCGAUGUUUAAAUCACCGAUGUAUGAUUUUGGUUAUGAUAUUGCUGAUUUUUAUGACGUUCACGAUGAAUAUGGCACAAUGGAAGACUUUGAAAAGUUGAUUGCUAAAGCCAAUGAAUUAGAUAUUAAAAUAGUCCUCGAUUUUGUACCUAACCAUGGAAGUAAUGAAAGUGUUUGGUUUGAAGAAGCGCUAAGGGGACAUGAAAAGUAUUUCGAUUAUUUCGUAUGGGAAGAUGGAGUUGUUGACGAGAACGGAAUAUUACGUCCACCAAAUAAUUGGAACAGCGUAUUUCGAAAAAGCGCCUGGGAAUAUCGGGAGGAAGUUGGAAAGUACUAUUUACAUCAAUUUGUCAUUGGUCAGCCAGAUUUAAACUACCGUAAUCCAGAUGUAGUAGAAGAAAUGAAAAAUGUUCUGAAAUUUUGGUUGGACAAAGGCGUUGCAGGUUUUAGAGUAGACGCUAUAUCACAUUUGUUUGAAGUAGAUAAAGCAAAAUUUGAUGGUAUGUAUCCCGACGAGCCGUUAUCAGGAAAUAAAAUUGAAGAUCCUGAAAGUUAUGAUUAUUUAGAUCAUAUUUACACAAAAGAUCAAGACGAGACAUAUGACAUGGUUUAUCAAUGGAGGGAUAUUUUUGAUGAAUAUAAAGCAAAAGAUGGUCUAACAAGAGUUAUGAUGACUGAAGUUUACGCAAGCCCUGAUGUCACUAUGAGAUAUUUUGGUGAUGGUGAACGUGAGGGUGCUCAAAUGCCUUUUAACUUUGUCUUAAUAACUGAUGUUGAUGGAUCAUCGUCAGCCGCCGAAAUAAAAUACGCUAUUGAUAAAUUCCUUACAUUUAAACCUAUUGACAAAUUGGCUAAUUGGGUGGCUGGAAAUCACGACAAUAGCAGAGUUGCUUCAAGAUUCAGUCCUGAAUUAGUCGAUGGAAUUAAUAUGCUUGUACUUUUAUUGCCAGGUGUGGCAGUAACAUACAUGGGUGAAGAAAUAGGAAUGGUGGAUGGUUAUAUAAGCUGGGAAGAUACAGUUGACCCAAGUGGAUGUAAUACGGACGACCCUAUAAAUUACUGGACUGCCUCCAGAGAUCCCGAAAGAACACCUUUUCAAUGGAACGCGCAGAAAAACGCAGGAUUCUCGUCAGCUGAUAAGACAUGGCUUCCUGUAGCUGAUGGUUACGAAACUCUUAAUGUUGAAGUUCAACAAGCAACAGAAAGGAGUCAUAUAAAUGUUUAUAAAGCCUUGGCUCGGCUACGAACUGAACCAGCAUUUAGACAUGGCAGAUACGAAUCCGUCGCGUUUAAUUCCGAUGUAUUGGCAUUUAAAAGGUGGCAUAAUGGCGAAACCUACGUAGCGGUGAUUAAUUUCAGAGAUGAAGUUUACAAUUUAGAUUUGACCUACUUCGAAAAUGUCACAGGGCAGUUAGAAGUCAUCGUUAGCAGCGUUCAGUCGCCCAAGAGUUCUGGGGAUGUUGUAGAGGCUGAUGGUGUACAAAUUGAAGCACGCGAGUCCAUAGUCUUGAAGGUUGUUCAAUAA